CUCUAAACAAGCCAAUUGUACUUUGAGCAUAUCUAAAAAAGUAUAAUAUGGCGUUUAGAAUGAAAGUUUAUGUUUGCCUCAUUCUCUUCUUAUCUUUCUUAUCAUUUUUCUUCUCUUUGGGUACUGCCCAAGUGGUUAUCAACUAUAGAGAUGCUCUUGAAAAGUCCAUUUUGUUCUUUGAAGGACAAAGAUCCGGGAAACUCCCCCCUAACCAGCGAGUCUCUUGGAGGGGUAAUUCUGGACUUUCAGAUGGUUCACUUGCUCAAGUGGAUUUAAGUGGAGGCUAUUAUGAUGCUGGAGAUAAUGUGAAGUUCAAUUUCCCAAUGGCAUAUACUACCACAAUGCUCUCUUGGAACACACUUGAGUAUGGGAAGAGAAUGGGCCCCCAAUUACAAAAUGCACGGGCAGCGAUCCGUUGGGCAACCGAUUACUUCCUCAAAUGUGCAAAUGCUGCUCCCAACAAGCUCUUCGUUGGAGUUGGUGACCCAAAUGCUGAUCACAAGUGUUGGGAAAGGCCCGAAGAUAUGGACACUGUCCGAAGCGUCUAUUAUGUCUCUCCAAGCAAUCCUGGCUCUGAUGUGGCCGGAGAAAUGGCUGCUGCUUUAGCUGCUGCCUCAUUGGUUUUCCGGUCUGUUGAUCCGGUGUACUCAAAAAAGCUACUGGGAAAUGCAGUUAAAGUGUUCAGGUUUGCAGUUCAAUACAGAGGCUCGUAUAGCGAUUCACUAGGCUCUGCAGCUUGCCCAUUCUAUUGCUCCUAUUCUGGUUAUAAGGAUGAGCUAUAUUGGGGAGCAGCAUGGCUAUUGAGAGCAACAAAUGACAUUUCUUACUUAAACUUCAUAAAUACCUUGGGAGCUAAUGAUGUGCCAGAUUUAUUCAGCUGGGACAACAAAUAUGCUGGUGCUCAUGUGCUUAUGUCAAGGAGAAGCGUGGUUGGAAAUGACAAUAAAUUUGAUUCAUUCCGACAACAUGCCGAAGACUUUGUAUGUAAAGUACUACCCAACUCACCUUAUACAAGCACCCAAUAUACAAAAGGGGGCUUAAUUUACAAGCUACCUGAAGAAAACCUUCAAUACGUGACAUCCAUUACUUCUCUGCUCACAACUUAUGCCAAAUAUAUGGCAAGUAAAAAACAUACUUUUAACUGUGGAAGCCUCCUUGUCACAGAAAAGACUAUUAGAAGCUUUGCAAAAAGACAGGUGGACUAUAUCUUGGGAAACAAUCCAAUGAAAAUGUCAUACAUGGUUGGGUAUGGCACAAACUACCCACGAAGAGUUCACCACAGAGGAUCAUCUUUACCUUCUUUGGCAAUGCAUCCACAAUCAUUUGCUUGUGAUGCUGGAUUUCAACCAUUCUACUAUACAGCAAAUCCCAACCCUAACAUAUUAGUUGGAGCCGUUGUUGGAGGUCCAAAUCAAAAUGAUUUCUUCCCAGAUCAACGUACAGAUUAUAGUCAUUCAGAGCCCGCUACUUACAUUAAUGCUGCCUUUGUUGGACCUCUAGCAUACUUUGAUAGUUCCAAACGUUAGAUCAAACAUUUAAGGGUUUAUUUUACUUAUAAAAUUGUAAAUAUAUCUCUUCAUUUUAGCCCAAAAACAUAUGGGCAUGUGCCACCAGAAGUUGGGGAUACUUCUUAAUAUAUAUUUUUUAUCGGUUCAA
Molecule: messenger RNA, 1656 nt
Organism: Solanum dulcamara
Lineage: Eukaryota; Viridiplantae; Streptophyta; Magnoliopsida; Solanales; Solanaceae
Product: endoglucanase 3-like
Exons: 6
Coding region: 48-1526 (492 amino acids)
Biological process (GO): carbohydrate metabolic process
Molecular function (GO): hydrolase activity, hydrolyzing O-glycosyl compounds
Source: RefSeq, a predicted model, not a curated record